Sarcophilus harrisii (Tasmanian devil) is the source of this 2720-nucleotide messenger RNA. It is a transcript of the gene CLPB, whose product is annotated as caseinolytic mitochondrial matrix peptidase chaperone subunit B. The record is from RefSeq and is a predicted model, not a curated record. The transcript is spliced from 17 exons. Gene Ontology annotation, biological process: cellular response to heat. Gene Ontology annotation, cellular component: cytoplasm; mitochondrion. NCBI's taxonomy places the organism in Eukaryota, Metazoa, Chordata, Mammalia, Dasyuromorphia, Dasyuridae. The coding region runs from base 532 to 2637 and encodes 701 amino acids. Gene Ontology annotation, molecular function: protein binding; ATP hydrolysis activity; ATP binding.
CCGGCUCCCCAAAGUGGCUCCGGCACACAGGUCUCCUGCUUUGCUUAGGCUAGGAACACAAGAUGGAAAUAGAAAAGAGGGGUUUAGGGAACAUAAACAAGUAAGGAUAAAGGCUCACUGACCUAGAUGCCUUGCAAGUAUUUAUUAAUGCAAACUGGAACCCAUUGAUCUACUCUCGCACUUGCUGGGAGUCGAAACCAUGGCUAAAGAAUUCCAGGCGAUGUGUCGACACCGGGCACUUCUUUCCCAAGCUUGCCUCAUCCCCGACAGAACUUCAACUCCCGGCAUGCCUCGGGCCUUCAUGGGUGCGCCCCAUUAUUACUCUAAAGUUGUGGUCUUCUGUGAAAUGUAGUUUCCUUGCCUACACUGUCUACGUAACCUGCCGGAAGGUGAACUACAACUCCCGUGGGGCCUUACGCGCCCCACCCCGCGCGUCAUGUUAGAAAGCGCCGCGGCGGCCAUGUUGCUCUCUACCCUCGCCGUGGCCGGGGCUGGCGCCGGGAGCGCGGGCUUGGCGUAGCUGACAUCGCAAUGCUGCGGUCCCUGGUGUGGAGGAGGACAGCGCCGGCACCGGGGCUCCUCCUGCGGCUCCUCCGGGCCCGGCCGCUCAGCUCCCGCGGGGCCUCCUUGGGCCAGAGGGGGGCCGCCGGGGGCCGCGGGGAAGCGCAGUAUCUCAGAGCGGCCGCUGGGGGGCGGUCCUCGGCGCAGCCGCAGUAUGUCGGAGCGGUCUCUUGGGGGAGCCGGGACAGGCAGCUGCAGGGCCUUGGGGCGGCCGCGUGGGGGCGUCUUUUGGCCCCCGAAGAAAGCCCCUCGUCGGGCCGCUGGAGUGGAGUCCCGAGCGCGGCCGGACUGGGCGUGUGGGCCUUGGCAUCUGCGCUAGUUGCCCAUUGCUACAGCAAGAGCCCCGCCAAUAAGGAAGCUGCCCUGCUGGAAGCUGCCAGGACCAACAAUGUCCAAGAAGUCAGCAGGCUCUUGUCCGAAGGUGUCAACGUGAACGCCAGGCACAAGCUGGGUUGGACAGCUCUCAUGGUGGCAGCAAUCAGCAGAAACUAUAGUGUUGUGCAAGUCCUGCUGGCUGCAGGGGCUGAUCCCAACCUAGGAGAUGAAUUCAGCAGCGUCUACAAGACCGCCAAGGAGCAGGGUGUCCACUCCCUGGAAGAUAGGGGGAAGGACGAUGCAUCCUCGAACAUCCCUUGCCAGUGGACAAGUGCCCUGGAGUUCGGGAGGUGGCUGGGAGCCCCCAUUGGAGUCCUGGUGACCCGAGAGGAUGACUUCAACAAUCGACUGAACAAUCGGGCCAGCUUCAAGGGUUGUACAGCUUUGCAUUAUGCCGCCCUGGCUGAUGACUACCGCACUGUAAAGGAACUAGUAGACGGAGGAGCAAGCCCCUUGCAGUGUAAUGAAAUGGGUCACACCCCAGUGGACUAUGCCCGGGAUGGGGAGGUCUUGAAGCUCCUGAAGACUUCAGAGACCAAGUUUCAGGAGAAGCAACGGAAGCGCGAGGCUGAGGAACGUCGUCGUUUCCCUCUUGAGCAGCGGCUAAAGGAGCACAUCAUUGGCCAGGAGAGCGCCAUUGCCACGGUGGGAGCAGCGAUCCGGAGGAAGGAGAAUGGCUGGUACGACGAAGAACACCCACUUGUCUUCCUUUUCUUGGGAUCAUCAGGGAUAGGGAAAACGGAGCUGGCCAAACAAACAGCCAAGUACAUGCACAAGGAUGGCAAGAAGGGCUUCAUUCGGCUGGACAUGUCAGAGUUCCAGGAGAGACAUGAGGUGGCCAAGUUCAUCGGCUCCCCACCAGGCUACAUUGGCCACGAGGAAGGGGGCCAGCUGACCAAAAAGCUGAAGCAGUGCCCCAAUGCCGUGGUGCUCUUCGAUGAGGUGGACAAAGCGCAUCCAGACGUCCUCACCAUCAUGCUGCAGCUGUUCGAUGAGGGCCGCCUAACAGAUGGGAAAGGGAAGACCAUUGACUGCAAGGACGCCAUCUUCAUCAUGACAUCCAACGUGGCCAGUGAGGAGAUCGCCCAGCAUGCCUUGCAGCUACGCCAAGAAGCCCUGGAGCUUAGCCGAAAUAGACUUGCUGAGAAUCUUGGGGAUGUCCAGCUAAGUGACAAGAUCACCAUCUCAAAAAACUUUAAGGAGAAUGUGAUUCGACCAAUCUUGAAGGCUCAUUUCCGAAGAGAUGAGUUUUUGGGCCGGAUAAAUGAGAUUGUCUAUUUCCUUCCCUUUUGUCACUCGGAGCUUAUCCAACUGGUCAACAAGGAGCUGACCUUCUGGGCAAAGAGAGCCAAGCAGAGGCACGAUAUCACACUGCUUUGGGACCGAGAGGUGGCAGACGUAUUGGUUGACGGUUACAAUGUUCAUUAUGGCGCCCGUUCCAUCCGACAUGAGGUGGAGCGCCGAGUUGUGAACCAGCUGGCUGCUGCGUAUGAGCAGGACCUGCUUCCAGGAGGCUGCACCCUGAGAAUCACAGUGGAAGACUCUGACAAGCAGCUCCUAAAGACACCUGAGCAUCCCUCACCCCAGCCAGAGAAGCGACCACCCAAGCUUCGGCUGGAGAUUGUAGACAAGGAUAGCAAGAGCCGCAAGCUGGACAUCCGGGCACCCCUCCAUCCCGAGAAAGUUUCCUAUACACUCUAGCUGGGUAUGGGCCUGGCCCCGACCCCUCUCCUAAGCAAGGCUGUACCGCGCCCCAGAAAACAAUAAAGUCUGGUCGAAUGCUU